Glycine soja is the source of this 691-nucleotide messenger RNA. RefSeq lists its product as uncharacterized. Lineage: Eukaryota; Viridiplantae; Streptophyta; Magnoliopsida; Fabales; Fabaceae. The record is from RefSeq and is a predicted model, not a curated record.
GUGUAUGUGUGUGCUGAGAGCUUUACCAACUUCAAAACUUGGAGCUUAUUCAUUUCAUCCAUGGCGUUCUCUCUCUUCAUCCCCAACCAACCCUUCACUUUGGUGCCAACCCUUCUUCUCCUUGUUCUCCUCCACGCCUCUCUCUGCGAACCCUCUCACGGGUUCUCCUGAUAUGGCGCUAGAAUUUCCAAGGAUGGUUCAACUCGGCACCUAUUUGAGUCGAGGAACACUAAGCACCACCCCAACAACUGUGGAGAGUUGGUGGCGCAGUCUCAGUGCUCACAGAACUCAAAGUGCAGCUGGUGCACCAGUGAGGACCUUGAUGACAUGUGUUUCAGCUUUGCCACAACAGGUGCACCAGCUGAGGCGUGGAGGUUGCCACAACAGGUUUACUCUUGCAGCUUGAUCCGGUGAGAUCCAUUAUGUUUUGCUCCUAUUUGUCAUUGGGAUCUGUGCCACCCAAAGCUGCAAUUUUUUACUCUCAUUGUGUAUGAAAUCUUCAGUUGAUGUUGGAGGGUUGUUGUUGUAACUUGUAAUUGUUAUUGUUUUGUUGAUUCGAUCUACGAUUUGUUAGAUUGGAAUCAUGUGUAAUUUUGUCUUCUGACCUGAUGGUUUUGGGAAAGUUAUUGACAUCAUUAAAAUGAGCAUUGGUGUACUAAGAAUAACAAAAUUAUAUUGAUAUUGGUGUGAA